AUGCCGGCAUCCCGGUCACCUUCGCCCGAGAACGAUGUUUUCGCCAUUGACGCCACCCUCGUGCCGGAGCGCGACAACAAAAAGCCCUCCACCACAACCAUCACAUUUGACAAUCUCCUCCCCACAGACAAAGCUCUCCUCCUUCACGAAGAUCUUCAAGAAGGAUGCGGUGGUCAACUCUGGCCUGCCGGCAUGGUCCUGGCCAAAUAUAUGCUCACAUAUCACUCCUCACGCUCAUUAAGAGGGAAAUCGCUUGUCGAAAUUGGUGCGGGCGGAGGACUUGUGGGGCUGGCUAUCGCUUUAGGUUGUGAGCUUGACGAUGUUCAAAAGAUUUAUAUUACAGACCAAAUACCCAUGCUUGCGUUGAUGAAGAAGAACAUCACCUUGAACAAGCUCGAAUACAGAGUGGCCGCGGAGGUAUAUGACUGGGGCACUACGCCUCCGCCGUCGAUUCUUCCGUCCGGCUCAAGACACCCAGAUCUUGUCCUUGCAGCGGAUUGUGUCUACUUCGAACCUGCAUUUCCGCUACUUCUACAGACGCUUCGUGACCUUAUCGGUCCCUCAACGACGUGUUACUUCUGCUUCAAGAAGAGACGAAAAGCCGAUAUGAGAUUCAUUCGCGAUAUGAUGAAGACCUUCAAUGUAGAUUAUGUCGAUUACGAUGGCAAGGAGGGUGACCGGAGACAGGGAAUAUUUCUCUAUUCCGUGAGGAGGAAAACGUGA
Cladophialophora yegresii CBS 114405 is the source of this 723-nucleotide messenger RNA. RefSeq lists its product as uncharacterized. The coding region runs from base 1 to 723 and encodes 240 amino acids. The transcript has a single exon. The record is from RefSeq and is a predicted model, not a curated record. NCBI's taxonomy places the organism in Eukaryota, Fungi, Ascomycota, Eurotiomycetes, Chaetothyriales, Herpotrichiellaceae.